GGGAGGUGGGGUGAGAUGGAGAGGGAAAGGGGUGUGCCUGAGCAGCCGGCGGCGAAGUGCAUGAAGCUGGCGGUGCCGGUCGUCGGGGCCGGCGGCGGCGGGCUGGCGUCGCCGAGGAGCCGGAGGCUGCGGCAGACCCUGCUGGUGGUGCUCUUCCUGGUGCGAGCGAGCGCGAGGGCCACGGUGACGGCCAGCGUCUCCCGGAUCGGCAGCAUGCUCGAUCGCACCUUUCGCAAGUAUCAUGGAUCGAUUACUAGCAAGCUGGACAGCUUCCAGAGGCAAGUUGAGAGCAAACUGGAAGCUUUCCAAGGGCAUGUUGAGAGCAAACUGGAAACUUUCCAAGGGCAGAUUGAGGGUCUCGGCCAAGAACUGAGACAACUGGCUCGUCUACAUUCCAAUCACCAUCCUGAUCGACACACUAGAAUAGAGCCAAACCAGGAGCAUGCUGCUUCCAGUGGAUCAAACACAAACAUUCAUCUGCGUUUUCUGAACAAUUGGAAGCCACCUUUGUACACGGAUAAGGACAUAACAGAUGAGAACAAUGCGGCUAUCAAAGUUGCGAUGUUUGAAGGUGACAAGAUGAUCACAACUGGUCCACUUUCCAAAGCGGAAAUUGAGAUAUUGGUUGUGCAUGGCAGCUUCUAUAAAAAAGUCCAGGACAAUUGGACUGAAGAGGAGUUUGAUAAGCACAUAGUACAAGGUCGAGAUGAGCAAAGGAAGAAGUUCAGCAUGGCAGCAAGAGUUUGCAAGAGCGAAAAGAUUAUUGGUCGGGUGCAGGAAGCAAUCAUGGAGCCAGUUGAGGUUAAGGAUCGCAGAAAUGAACCAAAUGAGAAGCGUAACUCUCCAAGAUUAGAUGAUGACGUAUAUCGCAUAGAGUCGAUCGCCAAAGAUGGAGCUUACCACCAGAGGCUUCAGGAGGCAAAUAUCCACACAGUGCAGGACUUCUUGAAGGCCUUGAACAAGGAUCCCGACGAGCUUUACAAAAUCCUAAAGAUGAAAAGGAAGGGCAAGUCUUGGUCAAAGAUGACAGGGCAUGCUAGGAAGCGCAUUCUUGAAGACAGGCAUGAGCUCAAAGCAUAUCAGACUGACGAUGGGACUAUGAUGCUCUUUUUCAAUUGCGUGCAUGAUCUUGUUGGAGCCAGAUUUGGUAGUAAUUACAUUGCAUGUGAAAACUUUGACAUAGAUCACAAGGCUUCAGUGAAGAGGUUGAAAGAGCAUGUCUACAACAGAUUGGAGAACAUUCCUUACGAUUAUGUAAUGAAAGGCGAUGCUCCUGAACAAAUUUCUUUAGGCACUGGUGCUGCUGCCGGCCCGUCUGUUGUGCCAAGGCAACCAAAUGCUAUCCCUGUUAACCUUGAGGCUUAUGAAGGUUACCAAGGAGCUGGAGCAGCCGAAAAUUGUCACAGUGAUGGUUUCAACCUUGUUGCUGAGCUCAUUUACACACAUGCAAACUAUGGUCCCGUGAACUCUGGUCCUCUAAACCCAAAUGAUUGCCAAGGUCAAGGAAUUCCACCACCUUGUCAGCAACAAACAACUCUGCCUUCGGUCGGGCCUGAGUGGCAACAAAAUGCACAAGUUCCGACGGACUCUCCUGACCCGUUUGAGUGGGCAAGAAUGAACCCCGACAUGUUGCAGCAAUCCUCAGGGGCAUCAACCUCUGCUCAACGCAACCUUGAACCACAUCACCUUUCUCAACUCCUUCAAACGGUGCCUGCUGCUGCACUGGCAUGGACAGUGGCACAAGCACCUUUCCCUGGGCAAGAUCAAGGACCCGACUGCUCUGUGUUUCCUGGAUCAGGCCGCGGCAAGGGCUGGUAGUAAGCAGAGCACUGCACAGAGGCCCUGGACACUGCAGUGUAAGGCUGUAUAUAGCAAUGGUCCCUUAGUUUGUAAUUGUAGGGUGUGAAUAGUGUUGAUGUUGUCAGUGUAUGUACAAUGUGCAUUCCUUUUAACUAGCCGUUGUUUGUACCAACAUGAUGUACAUGUGUUUGUACUAGUAUGAUGUACAGGCGUUGCUGAUAGCCUGAUAGUGAUAGGUAGUCUAUUUUCGUGUCUUUGCAAAUGUACAUGCGUUAAGGUUUACUAGAAGAAACAAAUUCUGUGUAUUGCAAUAACUUUAUUUUUCUGAAGGAGUGUACUCUUUUCAGGAAUACAAUUCAUACUUGACUGAAA
Messenger RNA from Panicum virgatum (switchgrass), 2172 nucleotides. Its product is annotated as calmodulin-binding protein 60 F-like. The transcript has 13 exons. Gene Ontology annotation, biological process: regulation of salicylic acid biosynthetic process. NCBI's taxonomy places the organism in Eukaryota, Viridiplantae, Streptophyta, Magnoliopsida, Poales, Poaceae. The coding region runs from base 16 to 1818 and encodes 600 amino acids. Gene Ontology annotation, molecular function: DNA-binding transcription factor activity; calmodulin binding; sequence-specific DNA binding. The record is from RefSeq and is a predicted model, not a curated record. Gene Ontology annotation, cellular component: nucleus.